Molecule: messenger RNA, 11843 nt
Organism: Xiphophorus couchianus (Monterrey platyfish)
Lineage: Eukaryota; Metazoa; Chordata; Actinopteri; Cyprinodontiformes; Poeciliidae
Gene: lzts3b
Product: leucine zipper, putative tumor suppressor family member 3b
Exons: 7
Coding region: 4905-8186 (1093 amino acids)
Biological process (GO): regulation of dendritic spine morphogenesis
Cellular component (GO): dendritic spine
Source: RefSeq, a predicted model, not a curated record
ACAGCUGACCAUAAAUGUGGAGUCUAUUAGUAUCUUAAUUUGGGAGUAUUUGCCCACUCUGUUUGUGAAAGGUCUCACAAUCUAUCAGAGUGUAAGGACAUAUCUUCUUUAGUUGCCCACACAGGUUUGGUGUUGGAUUUACUUACUCUAGGCCAUUCCCAAGCUUUAAAUUUCUUCAGGUGAAACCAUUCUUUUGCUGAUUUAAAUGUAUGCUUUGGCUCUCUGCAACUAUAAAAAAUAAAGUCCAAGUUCAAUUUUUAGAUUUCUAGCAGGUGCCUACUUAGCAUAUCAAGGGAUACUUUGAUAAAUUCCUCCAGAAAUCACAGUUAAAUCUGAAGAAGCAUUAUGAUGCCACCACCAUGUUUUACUAUGGUUACGGUGUUUGUUUGAUGUUCACAGCUGUUUUUGUGCCAAACGUAGCUUUUGAAAUCGUUGCUCAAAUGUUUAGGCUUGCUUUCAUCUCACUAAAACACAUUUUCAUGCAAGAUGUUUUUGAGAUUUUAAAGAGGAAUUAAUAUUUUAUUUGAAAAAAAGGCUUCUGUCUUGCAAACCUACCAUAACCAACACCCUCCAAAAAUUAUCGUUCUUUCAGUGUGAUUCUCGUUGUUGUCUUCUUUCUGUUUUGUAGAAAUUUCCAGUUUUUCUAUUAUAGCCAUUUUGUAUUUGUCCAAUGCAUGAGAUACAAGUUCGGGUGUAUUUUUACUUAAAGCAAAUGUUGCAAAUUAGCCUUUUAGACGCUUUUGAAUUUUUAAAAAAUGUUUGAAGAUAUAUUAAUCUUUGUGUACCUAAACAUAAAUCUCUCAUUAUACUGUCAUUUAGCUGAUAUAAAUAUUUUUGGGAAUCUUUACUGACCUAAAAUAGCAAAUGUUUCUGAUUUAAUAUCAGACAAUGAGCAAAAGAUGGUAACAUGUCUUUUGAUACAGUGUUUGUAAAUAUCUGGUUUGAAAUGUAUAUGAUGGUAUGGAUUAUUGUUUUCUAUGCUUUUUCUGAAUGAUACUUUUAUAAAAUGAGAUUAAUUUGCUCAUUUAAAACUUCUUCAAAAACUAUGUCUAAAAGAUGCAAAGCUGAAUUUUAUUUUAGGUUAGCCAGAUCCAUCAUAAUUAAAAUCCAGUGUGAACACAAGUAGAUUGAAAGGAAUAACCUGAAAAAAAGUGUUUUCACACAGUUUUGGGUUAAGGGUGUGCAUACGUAUGUUUAUUCUCCCAUCCCCAACUUUUUUUUGGCAUCAUUCCUUUUAUGUUAUAAGAAACCAGGCAUUUUAACAAAAUUAGAGAUAAAAUCCAGCUACCAAAACAGACAUUGAUGUGGAAGCAGUACGGUCACCACCAUGGUUCACAGAGAAAAGAGCUUCUGGAAUAGAAAAACGCCUUUCAGAGCAGAACAGGAGACGCGUUUGACCAACAUAUAGUUGACCAAUCUUUACAUUUAAUUACUGUUAAUUUGUCAGAAAAAGCACACAAAGAUGCACUGAGUGAAUUUUAUCCAACACAGUAAUGAUUCAUCUGAAGAUUUCUUUACUGUUGCAUUCUUUCCUCUUAUUUUGUUAAAAAUAUAAAGCCAGAUAGGAUAAAUACUUCUAUAUAAGACCAUAAAUCAUUAAAUCAAAACAAGCAAAUACUAGGAGACAACUUUCUUUAAAAAUUAUUUGGUUAAAUUUAGAAUUGUUUGUGAAUAUGAUAUGAUAAAAGUAAAGACGUAUAUAAUUACUUUAAAAUUAUAAAAUGUGUUUGAACCCCUGACUGUUCUACAAUUAUUCCACUCUGCAAAUCAUUCAAAACUGCCAAACUUAUUAUGAAUCUCGUGCCCACAAUGCAUUUCUUCUCACCUGAAAUGUAGCUGAGAAAAAGGCUUUUUUGCCAUCAGGAUGAACUGAGUUUUAAGAACUAUGUUCCAAUCAAAUAUUAAAUUCACCAAUGUUCUACAAAAGGCUACGAAAAACAUUUUUUGGCAACAGCAGAUUUCCAUUCUGUCUUGCUUAUAAUAUGGAUAUAAGAUCAUCCCAAUAACAGUCGAAACAAUCAGCAUGGAAGAGUUGCUGUAAAACUAACGCAGUAGAUUUGUUCAGCCACUUUAAAACAAACAGUUUAUCCCAACACUGUUUCAAAUAUAUUGUUCCCAGGCGUAUCUAACAAUAACCUCAACAAAAACAAGCUUAGAUCGAGGUGUUGAGUUUUAUUGCUGUUUGGUCCUAAAGCAGUCCUACUCCAACAAGUGAUCGACUCUAAAACUGAAUUUGCACACAAAGUUGGUGACAAUGGAGGAAACCAUCGCCAUACUAGUAUUGUUUUUAAAACUACAGUUGCAAUAAUGGGUUAGUUAUGAGAUUUCUGAAUGACAACAACAGAUAUUAAGCUUCUGUAAUACAUAGCAUAUGAGGGAAAAUUGAGUUGACAAAAUUCACUGUGUUCAUUACAGAGCUUGUGUUAAGUACGUUUCUUUCCGUUGUUCUUUUAGUGAAAAAACAACAAUAUUUGCUUUUCAGUUCAGUGAAAAUUUGAGCUGUGUUUUUAUUCACAUGGGCACAAGGGACUUUUUCAAAUUUGUAUUCUCUGACAUCCUGGUAAACAUGUGUAAAAAGCAUUAAAAUAAAGUAAUCCUUUAACUUAAAUUGAAAAAUGUAGAAUAAUCAAAUCUGUAAUUGAAGUACAUUUAUUCAGAGGGGGGGGGGGGGGGGGGGGGGAAUCCCAUGUUAAAAAAUGAUAGUAAAAAUGGGAAAAGUGCUGAUGUGACAGAACUUAGUCUUUAUAGAUUAUAUUGCUGGAUUAUGCAGGGAACUUUGCCCAAUUGCUCCAGAUCAGUGGUGUUCAAACCUAAUGCUAUAGUUGGAAAACUGUCAAGUUAAAAAUAUGCGUGAGAGAAAAAAAUAACAUAGAAAACAAAUUUUACAAAUUUUAAAUGGCCUUCAUCUAUUUUGAAAGUGUUCUGGUAUAUGCCACUAGUUUACCGGUAUUUUAAUUAGUUUGUGAUGCUAUGCAUUCCCAAGCUUAUUAUUAUUUAUUAACAUUGAAUCUUUCACCCCCAUAAAUAAGUGUAUUCAAAUAAAAUGAUUGUUUCUAUUGUUUAUUGUUAAAUUAUAGCGCUGUGAAAAAGUAACUGUCUCAUAAACCUACGUUUUUAGGUUUAGCCACAUGAAUGUUUCCAAUAACCUAUUUAAGGUCCUGCUGCAGCAUUUUAAUCAGAUUUAUGUAUGGACUUUGACUAGACUACUUCAAAACCUUAAUUUAUCUUCCUUUUAAGCCAUUCAGAGGUGGACUUGUUGGUGUGCCUUGGACCAAGUGUGCUUGAACUUAAAGUCAUGACAGAACAUCCUCAGGAUUUUCUAACAGAGAGCAGAAGCAACUUUGACUUGCAGAAUGAUUUUAUUUUCAAUCCUAAAGACCAGCUAUUACAAGGUGCACACAUUCCCAAAAAGUUCCACUUUUAUCUGUGGAUGAAUGUGAGACAGGCCUCUUUGUUCUUGUUGGUUAGCAGUGGUUUUGGCCUUGGAUUUCUCCCAUAGAUGACAUUUUUGCCUUGUCUCUCUUUCUUGUUGUUAAAUCAUGAACACUGACCUUAGCUGAAGUGAGGCCUACAGUGCUUUAGAUGUUAUUUUUAGUCAUUUUGUGACCUGGAUGAAUUGUUGAUGCACUCUUUGAGUAAUUCUGGUAGGCUGGUCUGACCUACUCCCAUGUUUUCUCCGGUUGUGGAUAAGUGGUCUUACUCUAGUUUGCUGAAGUCUCAAAGCCUUUGAAAUUACUUUGUUGUCAUUUUCUCAGAAAGAUAGAUGUCGGUUCUUUACAUUGGGACAGGAUCAAUUGCUGUUAGAAAACAUGUAGCCACUGGAUGGGUAAUAUGAACUUAAAGUUUUAUCAUGAUUGUAAUGAAGGUCUUCAUUACUGGGAUGAACACACUUAAAAGGGUGUGUUGAAUAAGAAACAGAUACAGAUUGAAGUAUUUUAUUGUUUGAUAUUUUGUGAUACUAUUGUGAUAACAAUAAAAGUGAUGAUAAGAACAAUUUAUUACUUAAUUUUUUAGGGUGACUGUAUGACUGCAACUGCGUUGCACAGCAAUCAUAGCCCCACAAACACAAACACUACUCUUCAAAGACAUACCCAUUUCCAAUAUGCUUCGUUUGGGCACCAGUCACAUAAAGAAGUGAUUUAUAUCACUAACCUGCACACAUUUAAUUAUAUUUUGAAAUGUAUAGAUAUACGUUGAACAAACUGGAAAAAAAUAGUAAAGAGAAUAACAAUCCCAAAAAUAAGGCCAGUUGUAAAUAUCACUUCAUUGGAAUUUAUCAUGACAACAAUAAAUUUAAAGUCUUAUCAUGACAAGAAAUGCAUCACAAUAAAUAAUAAAUGAUAAAAAAUGUAUUCUCACCUCCAGUUUAGCCUGUUUCCCGUUCUCAGAUCCAUUUAAUUGAUUUCUUGAGGUUUGGCAGUGGCCUGGAUGUGGGAAGUUAAAUUAAAGCAAAAAAAAAAAAAAACUUUUUCCCAACACUUUAUGCUCCAGGAGAGCAAGAGGUUUUGAUCUGAAGACUUUUAGCACAUCUUAACCACAGGUACCUGUGUGUUAUUGGAAAUUCUCUCUAUUUGCCCCUCCCAUAAGCAAAUAAUCGGUUUCAUAAUUUUCAACUUUUUUUACCGGUCAGACUAAUCUUUGUGACCCUUUUGGUUUUUCAUGGUGGUGGGAGGACCACGAUGCUCCUGUUUGUGGGCAGGAAUCUAAUUUGCCUCUAAUAUUGUAUAACUAGUCAUUAUGCAAUUAUUAUAUUGUAUAACUGCUUUCGUUUUUCUGUGUUCCUCUAGUGUGUGUGCCCCCACUACCUGCAUUAGGUUGUGAUGACCCACACUACUUCCAAAUGUAUCUGUGACCCUCCCCAAUCCUGACUCCUAACCUCUAAUCCCUGACCUUUGACCUUCACUAUGGGCAGUGUUGGCAGUGGGGUGGCAGGAGAGCAGGAGUUUGCCAUGAAGUCCGUGGGCACGAGGACCACCCUGCCCCGAGCCCCUCCUCUCUCUCGCCGUUGCCCUGCAGACCGCAGCUGCAGCGCCGAGCGGCUGCCUCGCCCCCCGGCGACUAUUUCGGACGGGACGGCGUCAAGCGAUGAGCGAGGCAGUGUUAGUAUCGGGACUGGGACCUGCACCGGGACUGACAGGCCAACAGAGACAGUCUCCUCAACCCACACUGAAUGUACCAUGACCGCCCCCUCCAACAACAACCAACUGGACUGUGGGAACGUAGCUGUCAGGAGGGAGAGGGAGUGGCAGCGCGAGAGGGGCAGGGACCGGGACCGGGACAGAGAUUGGGACCGGGAGAGGCUCGAGAGGGAGCGCGAGAGGGAGAGAAACCGGGAGAGGGAGCGGGAGCGGGUGGAGAGGGAGAGGCUGGAGCGCGAGAGGGAGCGAGAGAGGGAGAGGGCCCGGGAAAGGGAAAGAGAGAGGAUAGAGAGGGAGAAGAUAGAGAGAGAGAGGGAGCGAGAGAGGGAGAGAGAAAGGGACCGCGAAAGAGAGAGGCUGGAGAACGAGCGGAUGGAGAGAGAGAGGGAGAGGGAGAUGCAGAUGCAGGCGGCCGGUCUGGAUGUUUGUGGAAACAUUGUGGGUCGAGGAGUCAGCGAGAAGACCAGUGUGGGCAUGAACCACCACCAGCACAGAGAGAUGGUUGCAACUAGAACCGACAAUGAAAACAAUCCAGUCAGCCACAACCCACCAAACCACAACCCGCCCAAGAUCAUGGCCGUGUCAGGAAAACUGGAGCAGGCGAUGCAGAGCACCUCCGGCCUCGUCCGUCCCUCCGCCUUCAAGCCGGUGGUUCCCAAAAGCUUUCACUCCAUGCAGAACCUGGUGGGCCAGGCGGGAGGGGCCGGGGGCGAGGGAAAGACUGACGCCAGGGGCGAGGGGUUCAGUGAGGGCAGAGUAGGCAGGAGAGGCAGAGACGCAGUGGGAGGGGAUGGAGGGGUAGUGCCAGAGGCCCUGCUGCUGGACCAAGACAGUCCAGUUAGGGUCAGCAGGAGUGAUGGAGGGGGAAAUGGUACUGAAGUGGUUCAGGGAGGGAUGUCAGAUUCAGGGAGAAACUCCCUGACUAGUCUGCCCACCUACACAGGCUCGGGGUCUGGAUGUGGGCCCCCAGCGGUUUUAGGGCCCCUAAGUGCUUCUACCAGCCACAUUAACAGGUUGGGCAUGGCGGGGGCAGCUGCAGGUCUGGACAAACUGGACAAACCUGGCUACCAGCAGAACGGGCUGAGCGCCUCAGACAGUGGUCGGUCCUCCUCAGGGAAGAGCUCCUCGUCCUAUCAGAGGCUGAGCCACCUGAGUGACGCUCCAGCACCUCUGCGACCCUCCCCCUCGUCUGAUGACAUCAUCCAGGACCUCGAGGACCGACUGUGGGAGAAAGAGCAAGAGGUACAGCACAUGCGCAGGAACCUGGACCAGAGUGAGGCGGCCAUCAUUCAGGUGUUUGAGGAGAAGCAGCGUGUUUGGGAGCGGCAGAUGGACGAGCUGAGACAGAACUACGCAUCACGUCUGCAGCAGGUUACCCGCCGGGCUCAGCGUUCCCAGACCGCUCUGCAGGCCCAGAUCACUCGUUUGUCUCAGGACAAGAGGAGGCUCCAGGAGGAGAUGGCGGCCCUGUUGGCUCAGAGAGAGGAACUGGAGAGAAAGUGCCUGGACUACAGGAAAGAACAGGCUGACAUCCUGCCGCGUCUGGAGGAGACCAAGUGGGAGGUUUGUCAGAAAGCAGGUGAGAUUUCCCUGCUGAAGCAGCAGCUCAGAGAGAGUCAGGCUGAAGUGACCCAGCGGGCCGGAGAGAUGGUGGCCCUGAGGGGCCAGCUGAAGGAGCUCAACGCCCAGCUGAGGGAGCGGGAGGAGGUCAUGCUGGGUCUGAAGGACUCCUACAGCACAAAGUGUCUGGAACUGGAGAAGUGUGAAGGCGAGCUGAGGAGGACACUGUCUGAGGUGUCCAUCCUGAGAGAGAAGCUGGGUGUGUUUGAGGCAGAGGUGCUAAGUUUAAAGCGUGCUCUGAGUGAAGCGAGCAGAGGAGCAGAAGUGAUUGUGAGCCCGAACUUAGCUGCAGCAGGGCUGCUGCCACCAUGGGGAGCAGUCCACUGCCCUCGAAACCCAACUGAGCCCUCCACCAGCUCGCUCACUCCCACAUCCGACACCCUGCUCAGCCUGCAGAGCGAUGAAGCUAAAGCCCAAAGGCAGGAAGCUCAGAGACAGGAGAGGCAGCAGCGUGAAGAAGCUCAGUGGCGCGAUGUGCAGCACCGACAAGAUACCCAUAUGCAACAGGACAUCCAAAUGGGUCAGAACCCGCAGAUCAGACCGGAGGCCCAGCUCCGCCAGGAAGCCCAGCUCCGGCAGGAGGCUCACCUUCGCCACGAGGCCCAAAUCCGCCAAGAAGCACAGCUGCGUCAGGAGGCCCAGCUCCGCCAUGAGGCUCAAAUGCGCCAAGAGGCCCAGCUCCGUCACGACUCCCAACUCUGCCAGGACAUGCAGCUGCGUCAGGAAGCCCAUCAGCCACAGCGGGCGCAGGAGGGUCACUGGGAUGAGGCUGGGGAGCUGCGCAGGCAGCUUGAGCAGCUGCAGGGUGUACUGCGCUUGGAGCGGCAGCAGCGGGAACGACAAGCCCUCAACUUUGACCAGGAACGGCACACCUGGCAGGACGAGAAGGAACGGGUUUUGAAGUAUCAGGCACAACUGCAGCUCAGCUAUGUGGAAACUCUACAGAAAAACCAAGCUUUGGAAAAGCGGAUGAGCCAGUUGGGAACCAAGCAAACCACGGUCUCCACCACUACUGUUACCACUACCACCACUUCCCCAACCUCCUCUAACUCUCCACCUCCAGCCAUGUCACCAUUGUCUCCUCAGCAACUCCCUUCCUUCUCUGGUCCUUCUUCCCUUUCUGGUCCUUCUUCUCUCUCUGGUCCUUCUUCUCUUUCUGGUCCCCCUUCCCACUCUGGACCUCCAUUUCUCUCUGGUCCACCUUCCCUUUCUGGUCCUCCUUCCCUCUCUGGUCCUCCUUCCAUGUCUGGUCCUCCUUCUCUCUCUGGUCCGCCUUCCAUCUCUGUUCCUCCUUCCCUCUCUGGACCCAUCGCCCUCACUCUCUCUCCUCCCUGUGAAGACCAAAAGGGCCCCCCCUCGCUCCACCAGCUCGCUCCUCCAUGGGCCGGACCGUCGCGCCUGGAGAGGAUAGAGUCUACAGAGAUAUAGACACAGAUUCAUGAUGCUAAUGCUCAUUUUUUCUACACUCACAGUGGUGAGGCCUCUUACACAAAACCCAUUUCAGCAUACAGUAGAAAACAAGGUCUAAAACAAUCACUUUUUUCAAAGCAACAAACCUAUCAGGAACAAACAUCAUAUCAACAAGAAACUGAACUACAUUCUGCAUUAUCGCUGAAUUUUUAACCUCCUAAGGGGCCUUUCUGUCUCUCUUAGUGUUGCACACGGAUACAUCUUACAUUAUCAGAAAUGUGUGCCAUAUGGUUGGAUGGCAAAAAAAUAGAAAACCAUGAAAAAAAAUUUAAAUUACAGACCUAAUACAUGCAUCAUUUAAUUCCCACGCCAGAAAAGGAACAAGACAAUCAGGGAUAUUGUCGGAAAUGAUUAACAAGAAUAUAUUGUGCUGUUUAUUCAUUGUAAGUCUAUGUCACUGGUUAUGUAAAAGUAGAAUUAGUGGUCAGAGUGUGUGACGUCAACUUACAUUUUGGCCAGAGAGCGCCUUACCCCAUCCUUCCCAGCAAGUGUAAGAGAGCAAAUUAGUGCUGGGAACUGAAAAAAAGAAGAAGAAAAAAGUUAGAGAGCGUGGUUAUUUAUUUUCAGUGCUUUAACUGUAAUAUCGGCACACCAGCUGCGCAAGACUAUUAUAUGGGGCUGGACUGUCUUCUUUUUUAAUCUCAGCAGAUGUUGACCUCUGAAGUCUCACACACAUACAGAAACAUACACUGCACAGGGUCCAAUACAUGGCCCAUUUAAACACUAAGACCAAGAGAAUUUAUAUUUUCUACAAAUUGAAUUUAAAUACGACUGCUUAGCAGAUAAUCAACCCAAACUGAGUAUAGAUGACAUUUUUAAGCAUAAGAGAACUCCAUCAGCUCUCACUUUAGAUUCUCUGCAGUGACGAAAAAUGAAGGUCACAGGAGCACGUUUCCAGCUGAACUCCUUCAUUGAACUGCAAGAACGUGAAUGUACGCACACAGUUUGAAUUUGAAUACUAUUAUGAUAAUUGUGUCUCUGUGCAUUCACUGCCAAGAAACCAGCCAGUCAGUCAGGCAGGCAGUCGGUAACCCCAAAGGGAAAACUUUUUAUAGAAUGUAUGAUAUACUUGCAGAAAGAUAUACCUAUUAUAGUUAUAGAUUGUAAAUGUGCGCGUGUGAGGAGGUAUGAAAGAGAGUGUGUGCAUGUGUGUAUACAUAUGAAAAGCUUCAGCUUAUGAGAUUGAAGAUAGAGGGACUAGUGGCAAUACAAACUAAGAAAUAUGAAGGGAAAAGAUGCGAUGCAUAUUUAAAAAUAUUGAGACAAGUAAAAUGGAAAUAAGAACACAUUGCAAUGCUUUGCAAAUCUCUUACAAGUGGAUAAAAUGAGCUGUCUUGUGAUCUCCCGGAAUGGCAAUGAGACGGGGGGCGUCUGGGUUUCCCUACUGGGUCUGUUACCCGGGCAGCUGCAAUAAGUGGAACAACACCAAUGGUUGGACGAUAAACCCAUAUUUCAUUCACUAUGAGACAUAGAACACAUAUUAAAUGUGAAAACUAAUAUAUUGCACCAUUUGUUCAAGACUGCUUAAUAAUAAUCAAUACAAAAAAAGAAAGUAUAAGAAGUUUUUGGAGGAUAGUGCUUUCCCAUUCUUGUCCGAUACAGGAUAGUUGUUCAAUAGUCCUGGGUCGUCACGCAGGCAAAUUCAGCCCCUGUUGAGAACAUAUGCUGCUCUGAAACCUGUGUAUACUCACUUUAUUCGUUGCUGCAGCUUUGCAACAAAUCUGUCUUGAGAUGAUUUGAGGUUCGUUCCUCUCAUUCAGGAAGCAGCCAUAAAAAGAUGGGUACACUGUGGUCAUAAAGGAGUGAACAUGGUCAGGAACAAUCCUCAGGUAGGCGGUGUUUAAACAAUCUCUAGUUGAAUCUAAGGGGCCUGUAAUGUGUAAAAACAUAUGUAAUUUUAUUUAAAUUUACUUCUGAGAGACUCAACAUUAAAACCACACUGCUGCAAAUGGCAGUCAAGAGUCUCUUAUCUCGAAGGUAGACUAUCCAAGAUGCUGGUCAGUCUGUGGUUCAAGCAGGGGACUUUAAGUGCCCUAGCAUCUUGUUCAUGAGAGAGGAUAGGAUAGAGCAGGAGAUAAAUAGACAUGAACUUCAGCUACAGUCAUGCAGGCACUUCUCCCAUCUGCUGCUGGGAAGAAGGCUGAGCUCAAUUGGUGCGUCUAUGUACUCUUCCCUUUCUAUCAUCACAAGAUAUGGGUUAGGACAGAAAAAACAAGAUCUUGAGUAAAAAUGGCCAAAAUGGGCUUCUUCUCUAAUCUCAUCUUAAGUUGUAGAGCGAAGAGCUCAUACUACAGCAGCUGCUCUUCAACACUGAGAGAAGCCAAUUGAAAUGGUUUGGGAAUCUUCUCAAGGUGCUUCCAAGGAGCAUCCCUAUGAAGGCUUUCAUGGUACGCUCAUUUGGGUGAAGACUCUUAUGAUGGCCGAGCAUUGGCUUGAGGAACUGUAUAUGUUUUCCUUCUGGGAAAGCCUUGGGAUCCACCUGAAUGAGCUGGAGAGUUUUGCUGGAAAGAAGAUGUCUGCAUGUCCAACUGUUACCCCAAUGGCCCAAUAUCAGAUAAAAGAAAGAGAAUGGAGGGAUGGAAACUGUGGUACAUUAUCUUAGUUUGCACAUUUGGUAUGUUUACUAUAUUAUCUUCCAGUGUAGGGCAGGGGUCUCCAACUUCAUUCCUCAGGGGCCGGUGUCCUGCAAUUUUUAGAUUUGCUUCAACACACCUGGCUCCAAUAUGAGCUCAUUAACAGAGAUCUGUAGAGCUAGACUGAAUGAUAGUGACACAAUUUCACAAUUUAAUUCAAGUGUGUAUGACAAGGGACACAUCUAAAAGUUACAAGACUCUGGUCCUUGAGGAGUGCAGUUUGAGACCACUAAUUUAGAAGAUUUGCUAACCAUUGCAUUGCGCUUUUAUUUACAUUUAACACAAUGUUACAGCUUUUUAAAGUUUUGGUUGUAUAAAUAAAAAGUAGAUAAAAGCUUGUGAGACAAACAUUUUACAUUGAGGGUGUGUGCAUAUCUAGAAAACUCUUACUUUCUUCUGUAUAAUUUGCAUAGACAAAAGCAGAGAAGGAGGAAGUUUUAAAAAAUAUCUAAAAAGUGGAAAGUUUGCCUUUUUAAAGGAGAGCAUUCAGGCUAACUGCACUAUGUAGUGUCCUACACAUGAGUUAUGAUGUACAGUAGAGUCAGAUGUGAAUAUCACGGCUUUUAUAACUGUUGUUUAUGCCAGCAUUAAAAAAAAAUGUUGCUCAAGAAUAUUAACUUAUCUCUAAGGUAUUACAUAGUAUUAUCAUCUUUAUUACUGUUAUUAUAUUAUGGUGAAUUAAAGGAUGAAAAAAUACGUGCCAUUUUAGCUUUUCUUUCUGUGUUUUUUUUACUGUGUAGCUAGCCAAUUGGCUGCCCAUAAUGGUGCAAUCAUAGCAAACUUGUCCAAAAAAAUAAAAAAUAACAAUGUUCCUUUUGUUGUAGGUGAUGUAGUUACAGUAUUGCAUUGUUUAGAGAGGAAAAAUGCUUCUUGUUUCAAAUUUUUAUUGUUUGCAUUUAUGUUAGUAGUACUGCUCUGGCUUGAUUAAAACCAUUCAUUUGUUAACAUUCAGCAGAACUAAUAAAGAUAUGUGAAAUAUUCA